Molecule: messenger RNA, 291 nt
Organism: Pyrenophora tritici-repentis Pt-1C-BFP
Lineage: Eukaryota; Fungi; Ascomycota; Dothideomycetes; Pleosporales; Pleosporaceae
Source: RefSeq, a predicted model, not a curated record
AUGGGCAUAUUUUGGGUGGUGGACAAAAUCUGGUACACGGCAGUUCUUGAUGGUUUGACCGGGACCAUAGCCGUUACCGUGACACUAGCCGUUACCGUGACACUAGCCGUUACCGUGACACUAGCCGUUACCGUGACACUAGCCGUUACCGUGACACUAGCCGUUACCGUGACACUAGCCGUUACCGUGACACUAGUCGUUACCGUGACACUAGCCGUUACCGUGACACUAGCCGUUACCGUGACACUAGCCGUUACCGUGACACUAGCCGUACUCUACUACUCAUACUAA